Sorex araneus (European shrew) is the source of this 1274-nucleotide messenger RNA. RefSeq names its product nicotinamide riboside kinase 1 (gene NMRK1). The record is from RefSeq and is a predicted model, not a curated record. Bases 146 to 829 code for a protein of 227 amino acids. NCBI's taxonomy places the organism in Eukaryota, Metazoa, Chordata, Mammalia, Eulipotyphla, Soricidae. Gene Ontology annotation, cellular component: cytoplasm. The transcript has 7 exons.
GGCGCACACGGGGCAGAGGCGGGGGCGCGCGGGAAGCCGCCAGGGGGCGCCGGAGACGCGCUCCGCGGAUGGGAAGGGGCCGGCCGGGCUCGGCCGCGGGAGCGCGUGCGCGUGCCCGCCCGAAGCCCCGCCCCGGCCGCGGCCCAUGCAGCCGGUGACCGGCCCCGGAGAGGCGCGCGGCAGCGGCCGGGCCGCCACGGACUGUGACAGGCGCGCGCCCGCCGCUGGGCCGCGAAGGAGUCCGGCUAGUGGCGCCCGAGUGACAAAUGGCGGAAAGACGACACUGGCUAAGAAUUUGCAGAAGCGCCUGCCAAACUGCAGUGUCAUAUCUCAAGAUGAUUUCUUUAAGCCAGAGUCUGAGAUAGAAAAAGAUAAAAAUGGAUUUCUGCAGUACGAUGUGCUUGAAGCCCUUAACAUGGAAAAAAUGAUGUCAGCCAUUUCCUGCUGGAUGGAGAGCCCCAGGCAAUCCCCAGUAGCGGACUGGGCCAGCACUGAGGACAUUCCUAUUUUAAUCAUCGAAGGCUUCCUUCUCUUUAAUUACAAGCCCCUGGACAGAAUUUGGAACAGAAGCUAUUUCCUGAGCAUCCCGUAUGAAGAAUGUAAGAGGAGGAGGAGCACCCGUGUCUAUGAGCCUCCAGAUCCCCCGGGGUACUUUGACGGCCACGUCUGGCCCAUGUACCUGAAACACAGGCAGGAAGUGGAGCACGUCCCCUGGGACAUCGUUUACCUGGAUGGAAUGAAAUCUGAAGAAGACCUCUUUACACAAGUGUAUGAAGAUCUCACGCAGGAACUGUCAAAGCAAAACUGUUCCACGGCCCUGUCGAAUUGAUUGGUGAAGGAACAACCAAGAAACUAGUUCAUUACAUAGUCAAGAGUAGCAUACAAGAGUGCUCAUAUAGAAGUGAUUGUUUCUGUUCAUUCACCUCCUUGGAAAUAAUUCCAAAUCAGAGGCUUUGAUAAGCUUGAGGCAUAGAUUAUUUUGUUAUAUUGGUACUUUAAGGGUAUUUUAAGGUUAAAAUAUUAACCCUUUGUUACAUCUCAUAAUGAUAUUUAUGUUAUUUUAACAUUUUAGCUAAAAAUAAAAUAAAAUUUUUAGCUGAUAGCUGCUAUUUCAGUAGAACUGAAGUUAAUGUUUGGGAAAGUAAAAUUAAAAUGCUGGUGACCUUGUUAUAAUAUGUCUAAUACAUUUCCUCUUUCUCCUCUAACCCUCUUAAAGAAGUUUUUGUAUUUAUGUUUUGCAAAUACUUCCAAAAUAAACACUAUUUUUAAAAUUA